AUAUUGUUGAGCUAGUGAUGUAUCUUAAACAUUAAUACUGAGUUUAAAAUUGAAAAGUAAUGCAUUUAAGAAAAUAGCAGAAUUAGAGUGUUUUUUUAAGGGAAAAUAGUGAAAACGCCGGAAUUAAAGUUGUGACAUAUCGAUUUGUACGUGUUUUAACUUUCAUUUAUAACUUCAUCAUGGAGAAUUACGUCAGCAUGGUAAUUCUUUGUCUGAUAUAUGUUCAAACUCAAGUUUUUUUCUCUUUUCCUAGUAACAUUUGCACAAAUUCCAAAUGAGUGUCAGAGUUGCGGUUGCUGCGCUCACGUUAGCAACAAUAUAUGUAAUAUCAAUGGUUACUGUUAUUAUGGGUGCCAAAAUGGAUAUUGGGGAGAUAAAUGUGAUCAAAAAUGCAGGAAUACUAACUGUGUCACAUGUGCACGCAAUAAUGGCAAUAAUUGUGAGUGUAUGACAGGGUACUACGGAUACAAUUGUGAGUCUUCGUGUGGAACUAAUUGUUAUUCAUGUGACAAUAGCAAAGGAUGCCUUUCUUGCAAAGGUGAUUACUGGGGUAGUACAUGCAAAAACAAAUGCAGAAAAAAUUGCGAUGGUUGUUUGAAAGCAGAUGGUCAAUGCAGAUCUUGUGUGAAAGGAUACUGGGGCCGAUUAUGCUAUAAGGUAUGUGGUAGUCAGUGUAAAACGUGUAACCGUUGGAGUGGAUGUUCAGAAUGUAAUAAGGGGUUUUAUGGAUCGAAAUGCGAAAAUUACUGCGAAGACUAUUGUAACAGCUGUGAUGAACAGCGCGGAUGUACUGCAUGUUACAUGGGUUAUAAUGGACACACUUGCAAUUGUUUUGCAAAUUGUCUUCAAUGUGAUAAUCGAGCUGGAUGUACAAGAUGCAAACCUGGAUACUUUUCAAAUAACGGAGUGUGUCACCAAUGUGCUCAUAUAAAAUCUGGGUGCACUUGUACUAAUUUAUUUAACUGCAUUGGGUGCAUUGAUGGUUAUUUCAUGAAGUCAUACUUGUGUUCACCAUGUCCCUAUUACUGUACAUCAUGCACUAACUCUACACAGUGCACUUCCUGUACGGACGGUCGAUUUGGAAAUACAUGUCAGUAUCAAUGUAUAGGAACUUGCAUAUACGACAGUUGUGUUUCAACGCAAUCUUUUUGCCAGUGCAUUACAAAUUAUACUGGCUAUAAAUGUGACCAGUGUAUCGUUGGAUACUAUGGUAAUGACUGCGCUCAGAGGUGUUCCAUAGGCUGCUCAGGCCUGUGCCAUCAACUUAGCGGAUCGUGCAUAUGUAAAUAUGGGUGGGCGGGGAAUAAUUGUGAGGUAUGUGCCGAUAAAUACUUUGGAAACCUGUGCAGUGAACAAUGCAAUAGUAACUGUGUAGCUUGCACUGCGAAAUAUAACUGUACGCUUUGUAUACCUGGACGUUACGGUGAUUACUGUCACCACAGGUGUGGGAAAGGCUGCAUAAAUGGCAGUUGUGCAGUUGAAUCAGGAUAUUGCCUUUGCAUGAAUGAUAAUUUUCUUACGACAUCAGCAGCAAGAUAUUGUCAUGAUUGUGUACCCGGACAAUAUGGUCAAACGUGUGAGCAUUAUUGUCCACAGACGUGUUUCUCAUGCGAACACGAGUCUUUUUGUUCUUCGUGCUAUAGCGGCUAUUUUGGGAUAUCCUGUCAAAUACCAUGUCCUGGUGGGUGUGAGGGAAACAGUUGCAAUCAGAAAACCGGAUCAUGUUCAUCAUGCAAACAUGGGUAUUUCGGAGAACAUUGCAACAACACUUGUUCCGAAUCCUGUCGAUCAUGUGAUCAAUCCGGUAAAUGUUCCGAAUGCAAACCUGGAUAUUCAAACACACAAAGACAAUGCACAUGCAGAACAGAUAUUUGCGUCGAUUUGACAGAUUGCAAUUCAUGUACAAAUACGUCAUAUUUUGCAAAUGGUAAUUAUUGCUGCAUGUGCAACCUUGAUAAUUGUGUUUCUUGUGAAAAGACUCUUGAUACCAUUAAUUGCAAAACAUGCAAAAGUGAAUAUUUUCCUGACAAUAAUGGACAGUGUGAAAAAUGCAAUUCACAAUGCGUCGCAAAUGAAUGUGAUUCGUCUUCGGGAAGAUGUCUUAAAGGUUGCUCAUACGGAUACUGGAAUGAUAAUUGUGAUAAAGAGUGUCAUACAGAAUGCUUAGCUUGCAAUCAAGCAAAUGGAUCGUGUUUACAAUGCAAGAACAAUACAAAAUAUGGACCUGAUUGUAGACUGGAUUGUAGCACUAACUGUACAAAUUCCAUGUGUGGCAUUUCUGGGAAUUGUACAAACGGAUGCAUUUCAAAUAUGUAUGGAAAUCAAUGUGAAAACUCAUGUGAAGGAUAUUGUACACCUAAGGACAAUAAAACACUUUGUUCUGAAAAGACAGGAAUGUGUUUAUACGGCUGCGACACUGGCUUCAGGGGAAUAUUCUGUCCGAACGUAGCGGAAAACAAAACAUCGUCAACUGCAGCACUUGGUGGAGGAAUUGGUGUAGGUGUCGUAGUUGUUGCUGUCAUUGUGGUUGUUGGACUCAUUUUGCUGAGAAGAAGAAGAGUCAAUAUGAGCAACAGAAGCAAACCACCUGAAAAAGAACCUGAGAACCUUUCCGCGUUAUACGCAACGGUGAACAAACGAAGAGCAUCCAACGGAGAGAACGCCAAUGACGAUUCCGACAAUUCGCACUCUGUUACCUUCGUCGAAAACCCCAGUUACCAGAGUCUACCACCGAAGAGGUCUGUCAAAGAAAGGACUCCUAUCUUUUCAGAAGACAAUCUUGAAAUUGACGAAGAUGAUGCCUCUGCAAGGGAAAUUGCAGUCAAAUUUGAGGAAAAUGGUGGUGUUUAUUAUAACAACGCUAACGAAGUCGGCAAAUUCAAAAUACAUGUUGCAGAUCUACAAGAAUAUGUGCAAAAUCUAUCUUCGAAGCACACAGAAGAAGAAUUUCAGAAAAUUCCAUAUGGUCUUGUGAAAGCAUAUGAAGUUUCACAAACCAAACUCAACAUGCACAAAAAUAGGUACAGAGGAAUUUACCCGUAUGAUGAUACGCGAGUCUUAGUUCGUGGUGGAGUAACAGACUACAUUAAUGCAAGCUAUAUAGACGGAUUCAGAGAGCGGAAUGCAUAUAUUGCUACUUUGGGUCCAAUGGCUAAGCAGCUUGGCGAUUUUGGCCAAUUCUGGCGAAUGGUCUGGCAACAGAAAGUGGAGAAGAUUGUCAUGGUGACAAACUUGGUAGAGGGUAAGAAAACCAAAUGCGAGCAAUAUUGGCCCGACCAAUAUCAAAGUAAACUAUACGGUGAUAUAGAAGUAGUGUGCAAGAUUGAAAAAAAUUACGCAGAUUUCAUCUGGAGACAAUUCACGCUUUCUAAGAAUUCCGAAGAAAGAAAGUUGCAUCAUCUUCAGUUCACUAGCUGGCCAGACAAGGACAUCCCUGACGACGUCACAUCAGUUAUAGAGUUUAGACAGAGAGUAAAUGCCUUGCCGAGUACCUUUAACGGACCAGUAGUUGUGCAUUGCAGUGCUGGCGUAGGAAGAACGGGAACCUAUAUAGCUCUAGACAUUCUCACAAAAGAGGGUGAGACAGAAGGAGCUAUAGAUAUCCCGGGAUGUGUUCUCAACAUGAGACAGAACAGACCCAACAUGAUCCAGACCUUGAGUCAAUACCAGUAUCUUCACCAAGCCCUGGUCCAUACAUUGACUCUUGAUUGUUCGUUGAUAAGAAGAGAACACUUCAGUGAAUAUAUGGAGAAAUCAAGUAAACAGGAGAUACAGAUGCAGUUUCAGAAAAUGCAAUUGAGUCAUGAGAAAAAGUCGGAUAGGAAAUUACAGGCCAUUGCAAUGAAUCGGCUGCUGACAAAAAACAGGAAACACUCGGAUAUACCAGGUGAUUCCAACAGACCGCAUCUUAAUCCGUUUUUGAAAACAGGCGAAUCUGAUUACAUCAAUGCAAUAUACAUCAACAGUUUAAAAACAAAACAACGCUUCUUGGUUGCACAAACACCUCUGCCGGACACAGUUGCUGAUUUCAUUGCACUUGCUGUUCAAGAAAACUGUUCAUGUAUCGUUAGUAUGGAGGCACACUUGGAAAAGCAUAAGGGGAUUGGCUUAUACUUUCCUGGUGACAAUCAAACAAUGAAAAAGGGUAAGGUUUCCGUUCGAUCCAUCACAGAUCAAAGUGCAAGACACUUUGUGAAAAGAAAACUGCGUAUCGAACUAGAAGGAAAGACCAAGAAAGAUGUGACGAUUCCACACUAUGAAUAUUUGGACUGGGAUACAAAACACAAUGUUCCGAAGUCGCCAGAACUCUUUGUUGCCUUCAUCAAUGAGGUUGAAGACGUAUUCAAAGCAUCUCACCUGAAGGGACCGAUACUGUUGCACUGUCUAAACGGUGCUGGAAAGAGCGGCCUUUUUUGUGUUGUCUCGACAUUACUUGAACAAUUGAGUGAUGUUAAUGAAGUCAGUGUGGUCAAUGCGGUGCAGAAAAUCAGGGCUAGAAGACCACUCGCUAUUCCAAAUAAGAAACAGUUUUACUUCUGCUACGAGUGUGUUCUCCAUUCCGUGAACACAGAAGAUAACAUAAGUGGGAAUAUCCAGAAGGAAUAAACAAUUCGACAAUCUUGGAACAAUGGCACACAUAGGGUUACCCUUGACACGAAGACAUGAAUACAUUUAAUAGGCAUAUGAGGAAAUAUUACGUCAUGUUUUUCAUAAGGUAGAUACAUGAUGACAAGUAUUUCAACGUCCUUUUAUUGCAAUUCUGAACCACCUUUAUGCCAUAAUCAACGGAACACUAGUAUUUCACCUGCCAAUAUAAACAUAAACAUUGUAUUGUAAAUCUCCUUGUAAUUAGUUGCAUGUUGUUAUGCUUUUAUAAAAAUUUUUAUAGUGUUUACUGUUGUUGUUUCUUUGUUUUUUUUAUCAGUUGUAUAUAAGAACUUUUUUUGAUAUAUUAAAUGAUUGAAUUGUACAGAACUUUUAUUAUUAUGUUACUAUAGAUAUAGUUAUAUUCCAUUUUGUUUGCGUUGCCCUUAUACAUUUAGCUUUGAAUACACAUUAUAUUUGAAAUAUGAAUAACAAUGUCAUAUCGAUUUAUUUUUUAAUAAUUUCUGUAAUAAAUCGAGCUUAAAGUAUGAUUGUAGGUGUUGUAAGCGAUAAUAAGUAAAAGAUCAUUUAUUUUUAAUUUUCGUAAGUGUUUUCUUUGGAAACUGGAAAUGUGUUUAGUUUUAUGAGCAGAUUGACAAGUGUAAUAAAUAAAUAAAUAAAUUCACUGUUUUGUCAGGUUUGGUUCUUAGUUUUCUUUUCAUAUUUAUUUUUGGUUCCCAACUUAAACCUAAAUCAAUUAUUUUGAAAAAAAAAUCUGGUUUGGUUCCUUUUUUUUCUUCACCACCUUAUCUGUUCGUGAAUUUAAACGGGAACCAAUUCAUUGACUUUUCCGGAAUCAAAUGUCUACUUGUUGCUAAAGUUAACUUGACAAUGCAGAAUAUUGCCAUACUUUUUAUUGUGUUAUGGCUUAGUAUGUUGAUUUGCCCAUUCGGCGAUUUGGGACAACUAGGAUCUAUUUUCAAAAUAAUUUACGAAUUUUUUUAUAAGCUUGUCAAUUUCUUUUGUAUUUACAUAAUAAGGGUAUAUUCACUGAUAUGCUUGAUCAACUUCACAUCAUUGGAGCUAUUCCAUUUGUAUUUCAGUUCUUCCAAUAAACGUUCCCUUCCUGUG
Messenger RNA from Mya arenaria, 5715 nucleotides. Its product is annotated as multiple epidermal growth factor-like domains protein 10. Bases 220 to 4605 code for a protein of 1461 amino acids. The record is from RefSeq and is a predicted model, not a curated record. Gene Ontology annotation, biological process: protein dephosphorylation. Gene Ontology annotation, molecular function: protein tyrosine phosphatase activity. The transcript is spliced from 21 exons. Lineage: Eukaryota; Metazoa; Mollusca; Bivalvia; Myida; Myidae.